AUGCCGCAUUUAUGUCUCCACACUAUUGGUCUGCUUGCAGCGGCCAUUUGGCCUGCUUUUGCCUUGCCCGCCACCUCCCUCCCUGAUGGCGCCGUCGACCCAUCCAGGCUUCAAGUCCGCGCCGGACAGAACCAGCCUGUUCGCAUGCAGGGAUACAACGUCAAUUUCCAGCAAAGCUCGCGGAAAAUCUUGGUGAAAUCGUUUGACCACAAGGCCACGCCUACGUUGACUACCACCUUGACUCUUUCCGGUCACCCAACGGCCUUCACUAUCGAGCCCUCGGACACUGCUAUCGUUGCGGCAACCUUCACCGGACCUGGUUCGGAGAUAUUUGCCUGCUAUCCAAGCGUGACGACCCAGCAAGGUGCCAAGUAUACGGACUGUUUCGACGACACGAUCACCUUCUUCGGUGGUGGAGGUGCCCACACGGCCUCGACCAGGUCUGACUCGACCGACCAUACACAAUCGACCACUUCGAAGGGUACCGAUACUGCGGCGCACACCUCGCACACCUCGCCGAACCGUCAUUCCACGUCUACCACGCAUACUUCUGGUGGCGAUGUGCUGUCCUUUGGUUCUAUCACUGCCACUGCGAAUCCAGCCGGGUUUAACAUUGGUACCGCUACCUUGACUCCAGGUGGACAUGUCACUGUUGGUACAGAUACGGUGUCGCUGGGCCAAGGUGGUACGGUGUUUGUUGAUGGAAGCCCCGUUUCUCAUCAUACAACAACAAAACCGAAUCCUGGUUCAACCUCAUCUUCUACCUCCAGUGGGCAAUGGAUCACCCUUUCGGAUGCUUCCAUCACCGGCUUGUAUGGAAUCCAGACCCUGCCAGGCUUGGAAAGUGUGACAGCUCCCACGACCAUUAACACCGAGUACGUCAUUUCUGGCACUCAUACCACAACGGGACCUGUCUAUGUUGCAUCUGGCGGCAUUGUACUAGAGCAUUGGCCUCCAUCGGGCAAUGGCCCAGAGAUUGGAUCUGGCAUUCACCUUUCGAAUCCUAUCCGACCGAAUAUCGAAAAGCCUAGCCUGAAAUGCCCCAGUCUCCUGAAGUGGCUAUGCGGUUCUCAUAGUACUUCCCCCAGCGAUGGUGGAAGUGAGGUGGACCCAGAUGAUAAACCGGACACGAACCCGAAGGACGACCCAAAUAAUGACAACCACACGACUAAGAAGCAGACCACAACUAGUGAUCAAACUUCGACAACAAGCCAUUCAUCAACCUCAUCAACCACAUCAACCACAUCUUGUGCGACCUCUACGACCGCGAGAGACUGCCAGGUCAAGUGCAGCACGGCAAUCGCCUCGGGUGCAUCCACAGCUACGACCGAUUGCUUUACGAUAAUGUGCACCACUGUAACAGGAUGCUCAGCUAAGCCAACUGCAUCGACUACAAUUAUAUCCAGCAGCAGCACAUGUACGGGUUGCCCAAACGUAGCUAUGGGGCAAAAUUGGAUAUUCCCAGUCCUCACAGUCGACACAGCUGGGCUUGAGAAGAUGGCCGCUUCGAUCGAAGCGGAGGACAGCUCGAUCUUUGCUUAUUAUGCCACGGCCUCGACUCCUGGAGCAACGGCAACCACCGCGCCUGUGCCGGCUUCUACAUCGACCGAAUCCACUGCGACAUCCACGAGAUCAAGCACAACCCGUGACUCAUCCACGUCAUCAACAACUCAUUCCUCGUCGUUGACAUCUGAUUCCACAUCGUCCACGUCUCAUUCUACGACGUCGAAACAUUCAUCCACGUCGUCGAAAACCUCAGCCUCGUCAACAUCCACAUCGCCCUCCAAAUCUGGAGCAAUUCAAAUCUACAACCAGCCCUGCCCCACCCCGGAAACGUACUUCAUUUAUGAAGUCGACCCUAAGAACUCCGAGGCACAAGUCGGGAGUCCAUGCGACAAGCAUCCAUUCACGCAGCAAGUCACCUGGCAAGGCGAGGAUAGCACGAUUGAUAUUGGCCCCUUUACAGCUGGAGGUUACAAGAACUGUAACUUCAAGGCUACUGGCUGGCAGGCUGGGGCUCUUACCUGCGACGAUUUCUCGCAGGUGAAAUGCAAGUCGUCAACAGAAGCCAUUCAGAUCGACAGUUGCGCGAAAAAUUGUCCGAUUGGAGCGACUCUGGACUGGAUCUGUACGUGGGGGAAUAGUUGA
Penicillium daleae is the source of this 2148-nucleotide messenger RNA. RefSeq lists its product as uncharacterized. Bases 1 to 2148 code for a protein of 715 amino acids. The record is from RefSeq and is a predicted model, not a curated record. Lineage: Eukaryota; Fungi; Ascomycota; Eurotiomycetes; Eurotiales; Aspergillaceae. The transcript has a single exon.